AUGGUGGUAAUUGGCAUCCCCAAAUUUCCUCCAACCACAUUCAAACCACCACCACCAAGUCUUGAUGAGGAUUGCCCUAUGAUAAUUCAAAAUAUUGAUGUUAGAUUCCGAAUCUCCUUGCAUUUGGCAAACAUUGUCACAAUUGUGGAAAGUGGAUGGAGCGAAGGGCUCUUCGUUAAGAUGGUCGAUAACCAAGAGUUGAUGAUAGUCAAAAAGUUGCUGGAGACUGAUGAUGUUUCUUCGGACAACAAGAAAAAACAAAAAUCAAUGCUGUCAGUCUGCAGUGAUUUUAUUUCUUUAAAAGAAGAGGAGAAAGAAAAUAUAUCUAAUGACAGGCAUACCCCCGAAGAAGCGUAA
Messenger RNA from Danaus chrysippus (African queen), 357 nucleotides. The record is from the annotation of a GenBank genome assembly. Lineage: Eukaryota; Metazoa; Arthropoda; Insecta; Lepidoptera; Nymphalidae.